Miniopterus natalensis is the source of this 951-nucleotide messenger RNA. The record is from RefSeq and is a predicted model, not a curated record. NCBI's taxonomy places the organism in Eukaryota, Metazoa, Chordata, Mammalia, Chiroptera, Miniopteridae.
AUGAGGUGGCUGGCAAGCCUCUUACUGUGCCUGACCAUCUGUGGAAUUUCCAGCACACCAGUUACUCCUGACUCAGUGUUCUCCAGUAGUGAGCAGGCCCACCAGGUGCUGCGGAUAAACAAACGUGCCAACUCCUUCCUGGAGGAGCUCCGAGCCAGCAACCUGGAGCGGGAGUGCAUGGAGGAGAGCUGUGACUUCGAGGAGGCGCAGGAGAUUUUCCAAAAUGUGGAUAACACAGUAAGGCCACCUGGCUGGGCGAUCCUGCUGGACUCGAAGAAGAGGCUGGCCUGCGGGGCAGUUCUGAUCCACACCUCCUGGGUGCUGACCGCAGCCCACUGCCUGGAGGAACCCAGGAAGCUCAUCGUCAGGCUCGGAGAGUAUGACCUGCGGCGCAAGGAGAAGUGGGAGGUGGACCUAGACAUCAAGGAGAUCCUGGUGCACCCUAACUAUAGCAAGCACACCACGGACAAUGACAUCGCUCUCCUCCAUCUGGCCCAGCCUGCCACCCUCUCACAGACCAUUGUACCCAUCUGCCUCCCAGACAGCGGCCUUUCAGAGCGUGAGCUCACCAAGGUCGGCCAGGAGACAGUGGUGACGGGCUGGGGCUACCGCAGUGAGAGCAGGAGAAACCGCACCUUCAUCCUCAACUUCAUUAAGAUUCCAGUGGUCCCUCACAACGAGUGUGUCGAGGCCAUGCAAAACGUGGUCUCUGAGAACAUGCUAUGCGCAGGCAUCCUUGGGGACCCUCAGGAUGCCUGUGAGGGUGACAGUGGGGGACCUAUGGUUGCCUCCUUCCAUGGCACCUGGUUCCUGGUGGGCCUGGUGAGCUGGGGUGAGGGCUGUGGGCGCCUCCACAACUAUGGCGUUUACACCAAAGUCAGCCGCUACCUCGACUGGAUCCACAGCCACAUCAGAGCUGAGGAGGCCACCCUGGAGAGCCAGGUGCCCUAG